Messenger RNA from Klebsormidium nitens, 2906 nucleotides. NCBI's taxonomy places the organism in Eukaryota, Viridiplantae, Streptophyta, Klebsormidiophyceae, Klebsormidiales, Klebsormidiaceae. The record is from the annotation of a GenBank genome assembly.
GUUCUUGAUUCCUGCUGAAGCGCAAUGGAGGGCCAGGAAGCAUCCAAACGGAACUGCAGAAAGACGCAGAGCGUCUCUUUGGAAGACGACGUUGUAGGCCUAGAGGAAAGGGGAGGACUCGUUGACCUGUGAGAGCGCAGCUGUUGCCAUCGCCUUGGGUUGCAUUCAGGGGCCCUGGGAAGUAGGUUGCAAAGAGACAUCCUUGUCCAAAUGUGUUGGCCGCAUUUGGGUCCCAUGCGCAGCUGCACGAGCGUUUGUAAAAUCACCCCGCUUGCCUGUUGAUGUAGGGGGUUGGAUCUGGUAUUGCUGAGCUCUGUUGUUACAAAUUAGAAGGGGGCAAACUCUUUGGGUAUGCUUUGAAGGUUAGCUUCAACCACAAGUUUGAGAGACUUGCCAUGAGCUUAAAAAGCUGUCGUAUCUAAAGAACGCCUUCAGAUUUUACAUAGGGCGUGAAUCUAGGUGGGAUUGGGACGAUGGCUCAAGCAGGGGUGGCCGGAGUUGGCCUCAAACUAUCAGGGGUUUUGUCUUCCACAGCUCACUCCCAGUCAACCGGUCGCCAGCAGUCAGAUCUGUGCUGCAAGGCACUUCCUCUUUGGGGAGGGUUUGCAAAGGCCAAACCUAACCAAACCUCAAGCACUUGGGAGCAGCAUUCAUGGGUUGGCCGAGGCUUCUCAUCUGCUGUGCGAGCGAGCCGGGAUUCUGAAGGGGGCAAGAAACGGGAGGAAAGUCCAGGGGGGAGAAGCAGAUAUCCAGACUCUUUGCGGGAUCCGAGCAACAGGGGAGCAGCACUAGAGGGCGAGGAAAAUGUGGAGAGGAGUUUGGACAGGAUUGAGACGGCUGCCAAGGCGUCAAUCGAUAAGCUACGGCACAUCAUCUAUAAGCUACGGACGCAGGCCCCCGAGGCCACAAGCACCGAGAUAAGCACCGUCAGCGGCGAUUUAUUGAUGGGAAGUGCAAAGUUCGCAGGGCGGGAUGAAGAGAUUUUCAUCAAGCAGGACUUUGAAGUAGAACUGGGUUCUUUUGGGGGCGAAACUUCAGGCGACGAGUCCGACUCUCCAGAUGCGGAGGCGUUUGUGCACCACGACGCCCUGACCUGCACGCAGACAUCUGUCAGGAUCGACGAGGCGACGGGGACAGCUGUCGUGUCGGUCACAGCCACCGUGCGCGGCGGUGACAUCAUCGACCAGAGCUCAUACACUGAGAAGAGUGUGGCUCUCGCAGCGCGCGCGCUCGCACGCACGUGCCUUGCUUUGGACGAAAAGGCGCAGGCGGCAUUGGCAGGGGGACAGUCUGUCCUCAAAACUUUGCCAAAGCUGGACCGGAAACCGCACGAGCUGCUGACGGAGGUGUUGCAAGACGGGCAGAUCGUGAGGUUUGCGCCGUUGGUCGAGGCGGGCAGCAGUCCGUUCCGGCAUAAGUACGAGGUGGAGUUGGAGAUCCCCCAAUGGAGCAAGGCGAAUGCGGUGUUCAUUCCAUUUGUCCCUGGGGAUGCAUUCCUGAGGUGGCGGAGGGCCCCUGCGGAGUGGGUUGCCUAUCAGAUGAACCUUCUCUUGGGCCUGGACAUCGUACCCCCAGCAGCAAUCCGAACAAACGUGCAAUUGGGCGAAGAAAAGUACGAUCUGGGGGUUAUGGUGGCAGCAGUGAGUGGGUUGAGACCGCUUUCGAGCAUACCCACAAGAAAAUGGGGCGUGCCGUCCCCCGUCGCCUUCGUCACCUCCGCCCACGUUUUGGACGCGUUGCUUGGCGGCGCCCCCCGGCAGCCGCACGAGUUUAAGGCGGGCAACCACUGGAGUCUCCAGGGGGGGUUGAAACCAGUGGUGUGGGAACACCCCAUGGGGCCCGGCCGGGGCGCGCUGCAUAGCAUGUGGUCGCACCGCGGGGAGCGCAAGGGAGUCAAGAGCAUCCCGGCGACGACUCUGGCGCGCUUGAAGGAGCUGAGUCCCAGCGUGCUGUUCGAGCAGCUGGGCGGCGCCGUCACGUCCGACGAGACGGAGCUCAUCCUCGAGCGACGGGAUCAAAUUGUGGCGUACUUCGAUGCGAUGGCCAAGCGACACGGCGGGGAGGCGGUACUGGUUUAGGCGGGUGAUGGGUUAUCUUGUAACCGGGUGGUCAGUGGGCGAUGUAAAGUCAUGGGCGGUCGAAACAACAGACUGGUUGGGCGGUUAAGUACCCCGGUGGUUUGGGUAUGCGUAAGGCAGACCGGUUUGGCCAAUCCGGGAACGUGUGAUUGUUUCGUCAGGUGAUUGCUCGGUGGCGAUUGAUGAAAAUGGGGUAACCGAGUAUGUAAGCUGGAUGCACGUAAAUGGCGAAUGCUUUGAUUGGACUGGACGGGGUCAAGAACGCAAUUGUGAGGCUUCCUUUGUCGCGGGCCUGGGGUAUAAGCGUUGAGGGAAGAUCGCUCGAAGAGCCGUGGAGAACGCUUAAGUAGUGUGGACGGAUUCUUUCAACGGUGGUUCCCUUUCAGGUUCUAGUUCUAAAGAACGGUGAUGAUUCUAUGCAAUAAGAUGUGUGUUUGAGCAGUGCACGUUACAGUCGAGUCGACGUCUACAUUAGGCAAAAUACAUAGGAGUGUCGUCCUUAUCAGUUUCGAAAAUUGACGUUGCGUAUCAGCGAGCAUUUGGCGGUCCAGCACCACUAGGCAGCCGCAAUCUUCUGAAGACUAUUCGAUAACACUAGCUUAUGCUUGUAGUAGUCGGGAAUAAGAAGACAUUUUGUAAGUAUUAUUAAGUGGCAGCGGUGCGCUAAGUCCGUGGGCUUGGAUGCAUAGAAUCGCAAAAAUAAGCAAGUUGAGCGUUGACUGGAGUAAUUACCAUUCCUCGGUGAAGGGUCAUAUUUGUAAAUGUAGGGCUUUCUGUCCAUGAAGGUGCAAGUCGAUUACCGACGGCCGAGUCAUGUUAAUUUCUGGC